Molecule: messenger RNA, 1308 nt
Organism: Condylura cristata (star-nosed mole)
Lineage: Eukaryota; Metazoa; Chordata; Mammalia; Eulipotyphla; Talpidae
Gene: CD5
Product: CD5 molecule
Exons: 10
Coding region: 1-1308 (435 amino acids)
Biological process (GO): T cell costimulation
Cellular component (GO): plasma membrane
Source: RefSeq, a predicted model, not a curated record
AUGGGGUCUCGGCGGACGCCACUGGCCACCCUCUACCUGCUGGGGUUGCUGGCCACGUCCUGCCUCGCGGAGAACGCAUGGGAGAAUGGCGAUCUCCAGGUGGAGCUACACGGCUCAAAGUGCCAGGGCCAGCUGAGAGUCCACCUUAACGGCACAUGGCACACAGUGAGCAGCCGGAGCUGGGACAUGGACACCUGCCAAUGCCAGCACCUCUGUGUGGAUGGAGCCUCGGCACUCUGCUCGAGGCUGCGUCCCCACAAUCAGAUCAUCUGCCACGGAAAAGUGGGGAUUUUCUCCAACUGCAGCCAGGAGAAUUCCCACCAGGAACCUCUGAACCUGAUCUGCUUAGAGCCCAAGAAGAUGCCGCCUUCACCCACGCGCACCCCGGCCACGACCACUCAGAAGCCCACAGUUUCUCCCAGGCUGCAGCUAGUGGCGGGGCCCUGGGGCCUGCGGUGUGCCGGCGUCGUGGAGUUCCACAGCGGCGGCCUGGCCGGCGCGGUGAGCUUCGAGUCCCAGGACAGGACCCGAGACCUGGGGGAACGCAUCUGUACGGCUGUCCACUGUGGCUCCUUCUUGAAGUACCUGCCGGAGGCCGAGGCAAUGGGGGGACCUCACCCAGGCAAGAACCAGCCCCUGUCCAUUCAGUGGAAGCUGGAGAGCACCAGUUGCCCUGUGCUGGAGCAGUGUUUCCGGGAGGCCCAGUCCCAGGAGGGCGGCCGAGCGCUCGCCGUCCUCUGCUCUGAUUUCCAGCCCAAGGUGCAGAGCCGCCUGCUGGGGGGCAGGAGCCAGUGUGCCGGCUCUGUGGAGGUUCGCCAGAACAAGCAGUGGGCAGCCCUGUGCACCAACACCUCGGUCAAGGGCAUGGCGAGGUGGGAGGAGGUCUGCCAGGAGCACCAGUGUGGCAAGGUCGUCCAGGUGCUGGCCACCAGCGAGACUCCCAGGGGGCUCUUCUGUCCCCAGGAGAAGCUGUCCGAGUGCCACCAGCUUCAGGAGAACACAAACUACUGCAAGAGGGUAUUUGUCACAUUUCACCAGAAGAAGCAGCGCCAGUGGAUCGGCCCCACGGAGAUGAACCAGAACAUGUCUUUCCAUCGCAACCACACGACCACGGUCCGCCGGUCGCAGGCGGACAGCCCCGCGGUCCACGUGGAGAACGAGUACAGCCAGCCCCCCAGGAACUCCCGCGCCUCGGCCUACCCAGAAACUGCACGGGAAGACUGGGACCCCCACCUCGGGCUUCUCGGGAAGGCGGGCAAACUGUCGUCCCUCACUAACCCAGCAGGGGGCAGCAACGCGCCAGGCUGA